Coniosporium apollinis CBS 100218 is the source of this 1887-nucleotide messenger RNA. RefSeq lists its product as uncharacterized. NCBI's taxonomy places the organism in Eukaryota, Fungi, Ascomycota, Dothideomycetes. The record is from RefSeq and is a predicted model, not a curated record. The coding region runs from base 1 to 1887 and encodes 628 amino acids. The transcript is spliced from 4 exons.
AUGGUCAAAGAAAUCAAACGUCCAGUCCGAGUGGCUGGAGCCUCUGGCGGCUUCUCUGACCGUGUUCGAGCUAUUGCCAGCCUGGCGAAAAAUGAAGAUGUCGAUAUCAUCGUCGGAGACUGGCUCUCAGAAAUGACCAUGACCAUCCAUGGCACCGGCAAGAUCAGAAACUCAGCAGCCAACGGCGGCAAGCAGUUGAGAUGGGAAGAGCAGGUCCAGUCCGCCAUGUUUGCUGAGAACUUCUUGGACUGCUUUUUGCCUGCCAUUGACAACCUGGCCCGACGGAAGAUCAAGCUCGCCGUUAAUGCUGGAGCCAGUGAUACGGAGAUUUUGGCCAAAGUUGUCAAGCAACGCGCCAACGAAGCCGGCCAUGACCUGAAGGUUGCCUGGAUCGAAGGUGAUGAUGCCACUGGUGCAGUCGAGGCGAUGCUUCAGGAAGGUGAAGCAUUUCGCUCAUUGAUGCACAACAGAUCUGUGAAAGAAUGGGGUCUUGAACCUGUUUGUGCCCAAUGCUACCUCGGAGGACUUGGCAUCGCCAAAGCUCUGACGGAGGGUGCCGACAUUGUCAUCUGCGGUCGCGUCUCUGACGCUUCUCCAAUCAUUGGCGCCGCUGCUUGGUGGCAUCAAUGGCAAGCUGACCAAUUCGACGAGCUGGCAGGAUCUCUCAUCAUUGGCCAUUUGCUCGAAUGUGCGGCGUAUGUCAGCGGAGGUUACUGCUCAGAUUUCAAAGACCUCUUCAAGCGAGGGAAGCACACCAACUUGGGCUUCCCAAUCGCUGCCAUCGAUCAUCGAGGUCACGCCGUCAUGUACAAGGAGAAGAACACUGGCGGCUGUAUGACCGUCGCUUCGGUGACUUCUCAAUUAUUGUACGAGAUCCAAGGACCUCAAUAUUACAACUGUGAUGUCACUGCUCAGCUGGAAAGCAUCAAAAUCGAGCAGGUUGGUGAAGAUCAAGUCAAGGUCUCAGGUGUCAGAGGUCUUCCUCCACCACCAACCACCAAAGUCGGCAUUACCGGCUUUGCCGGAUGGCAAGCAGAAUACCACGUCUACCUGUGUGGCCUCGACAUUGAAGAGAAAUGCAAAUGGACAGAAGACCAAAUACUCGCCGAACUCGAUCCUGAGAUGUUGAAGAAAUUCACUGUUCUGAAGUUCAUGCAAAAUGGCAGCUCGGUCAGCGACGCACGAAACCAGGAUGUCGCCACUGUCGACUUCCGAAUCUUCGCCCAAUCAACAGACCGGGAACUGCUGAACAUGAGGAAUCCAAACGGCUUCUUCCGUAGAUCUAUGACCACGUUCUUGCAAAGCUGCCCGGGUGCCUCGUUGGGCAACGAUAUGCGUCAAGCCGAAGGCAAACCAUACUACGAAUAUCACCCAGCACUCCUUCCACAAUCUGCCCUCAAGCAGCGCGUCCAUCUCCUGUGGAUUGCUCCCACUCCAGUCAUUGACAUGCCUUUGGCACCAGAAUUCCGCACCUACGAUCGCCAACAACCUUCGUACGAGACCAAGGAUCCAGUUCCUGUUGACUCUUUCGGACCAACCAUACGGAUGCCACUUGGACGAAUCGUGCUCGGUCGAUCAGGCGAUAAGUGCAGUGACUGCAAUGUUGGACUAUUCGUCCGUCACGUUGACGAGUGGGAUUGGUUGAGAAGCUUCUUGACUGUCGACAAGAUUCGAGAAUUACUCGGCCCUGAGGAGAAUCAUGGCAAGCCUAUCGACAGAUUCGAGAUGCCACACAUUAGAGCUGUCCACUUCCUGCUGCAUGACCAUCUUGACCGUGGCUAUGAUGCAUGCAGUACAUACGACACUUUGGGGAAGAACUGCUGCGAAUUUCUCAGGAUGAGGAUGGUCGAUCUGCCCAAGAAAUUUGUGGACCGAGGAACUGUCUGA